Molecule: messenger RNA, 664 nt
Organism: Solanum pennellii
Lineage: Eukaryota; Viridiplantae; Streptophyta; Magnoliopsida; Solanales; Solanaceae
Product: protein DETOXIFICATION 27-like
Exons: 3
Coding region: 38-664 (208 amino acids)
Biological process (GO): transmembrane transport
Cellular component (GO): membrane
Molecular function (GO): xenobiotic transmembrane transporter activity; antiporter activity
Source: RefSeq, a predicted model, not a curated record
UUCUUUCUCGUGCCUAAUUAUAGUUCUAGUGUUACAAAUGGGAAGCAUUGUUAUCGAUGAAAAUCGGCAACCAUUAUUGUUGGCGGAGGUGAUCUCCGCGAACUGGUUGCCAGAAAAUAAAAUUAAAAGAAGCGAGGAUGAGGAUGAUGAAGAUGAUGAAGAUGUGAAGACAAGAGUAUGGAUCGAAACUAAAAAAUUAUGGCACAUAGUAGGUCCAGCCAUCUUCAGCCGUAUAGGGACUUACAGCAUGAACAUUAUUACUCAAGGUUUUGCUGGUCACCUUGGUGAAGUUGAACUUGCUGCUAUCUCUAUUUCUAAUACUGUCAUUGUUGGUCUCAGCUUUGGUCUCAUUUUAGGAAUGGCGAGUGCAUUAGAAACGUUAUGCGGACAAGCUUAUGGAGCGAAAAAACAUCAUAUGUUAGGAAUAUACAUGCAGAGAUCAUGGAUCGUUAUCACAAUCUGUUGUAUCCUUCUCCUUCCCAUGUACCUAUUCGCUACCCCUAUUUUAAAAGCACUAGGUCAACCAAACGACGUCGCAGAGCUUUCAGGGGUGGUUGCGUUGUGGUUUAUUCCACUGCAAUUCAGCUUUGCUUUUCAAUUUACGAUACAGAGGUAUCGCUUUAUGUAUGAACUUUUCAAGGAUGAUUUUUGCCAACGUCAUUAA